Molecule: messenger RNA, 5027 nt
Organism: Acinonyx jubatus (cheetah)
Lineage: Eukaryota; Metazoa; Chordata; Mammalia; Carnivora; Felidae
Gene: SLC44A3
Product: solute carrier family 44 member 3
Exons: 18
Coding region: 1632-3761 (709 amino acids)
Biological process (GO): transmembrane transport
Cellular component (GO): membrane
Molecular function (GO): transmembrane transporter activity
Source: RefSeq, a predicted model, not a curated record
UAUAGGAGACGUGGGAUACGUGCUUGAUUCCUCCCCUUUCCUUAACCAGUUUCAAAAUAAUGAGUCUGACCCCUAGAAACUUUAAGAGAGAGAGAGCACACGAACAGGAGAAGGGCAGAGAGGGAGAGGGAGAGAGAGAAUCCCAAGUAGGCUCCGAACUGUCAGUGCAGAGCCCAACGCGGGACUAGAACCCAUGAACUGUGAGAUCAUGACCUAAGCCAAAAUCAAGAGUUGGACACUUAACUGACUGAGCCAGCCAGGCACCCCUGAGCCCUAGAAACUGCUAAAGGCAACCAAUGAGGCUUUAUUUUUAUUUAGUAUUAUUAUAAAUGUAUUAAUACAAACACAUUUGAUGUGUUUCAAGGAUGGGGAUAUUUAUAGGUUUUUCAGGGUCUGAUUAAGAUGCGUCCUUCAGUGCAGACAGGCUGAUUAGAUUGGACAACUUGGUCAUGUCAUAGUUGACACGGACAUGGGAAGGGGAGGGUUUGAAGUGAGUCUUGAAGGGUACAGUUGUGUUAUAACUCUGUUGACUGAUCUGUGGGUCACAGGAAGAGCUGUUAUUCUGACAAGAACUAGUUGGGCAGUUGGUCCAUGGCUCCAAUAAAUGGAUUUUUAGGAAAUUCCUAAAACAAACGAUAAAAAUAUUUGAAAUAUUUCUAUACGGCUUGAGAUGCACCCUUGCAGUCUGAGGUUUCUUUCUUUCUUUCAACCUUGGAAUUUAGCUCCAUUAGGUCUUCAAAUAUUUCCUCCUCUCCUUUUUUAUAACAUUCCUUUUCCUGUCCUAGUUCUAUACCUGAUACUCCUUAGGAAAUUUUAAAAUAAGCUGCCUUAUUUCCUUUUUUUAAUGCUUUCCUGCUUCCGCUGGGGAGUUGCUGAAACCGCUCUUCUAAUCACUAAUUCCUCUUCAGCCGUAUUGAUUCUACUAGAUUUAUCCCACAUUAUUAUUAAUAAAUAGCAUCAAUAAACAGUCAUUCCAAUUAUUAUAUUUUUCAUGCUUCAUAUUUCUCUCAUUUAGAUUCAUGGGGUGUUUUGUUUUUCUCCUGAUUCAUAUUCGCUCUUCCCAUCCCUCACGUAGUGUUUGCAGAGAACCACUUGAAGGUGCCUGCCUGAGGGCUUGGGUUCAACUCCUAGUUCUACAGCUUACAUCUGUGUCUCGCUGAGCAUGUCCCAUCGCUGCUUUCCCGUGCCUCGGUUUCCCUCACUGCAGAUCAGGGAUAACAAUGAUUUCUGCUUUGUUGAUGAUUUCAUAAUGCUUGUCGAGCCGCUAGAACAGAAUCCGACACAGAGGCGCUAAUUAGGACUCGCGCAGGAUCCUGGCUGAGCCGGGGCCUGCGCUGGAGCAGCCGCGGAUUCCGCGCUUCGGUCGGCGAGAUGGGCAUCCCGGGAACCACCACAGCGCAGGUGGUGGACGCCGAGGGCCUGGGAACACGGCGGCCCUCCCGCUGACAGGUGACUGACCCGGGCGGGCCCGGAGCCGCUCCGGUGACGCCGAGGGCCAAGCUCGAGGCUCGCGGAGGCGGCCGCGGGGCGGCGCUGCGCCCCUUCCGGCCGCUGGGCCUUCUGGCCGCAGGCUCCUCUGCCGCGGGGCGCUUCGUGGGCUCCCAGUCUUCGGCCCGGCGCCGCAGCACAGGAUGCAGUGUCCCGGAGCCGAGUACCUGGUUUCUGCAGAGAGAACCCCCCGGAAAAGAGAGUGGAGACCUCAGAUUUAUAGGAAGUGCACAGAUACGACAUGGCUAUUCCUCUUCUUUCUCUUUUGGACUGGUUUGCUGUUCAUCAUGGGCUACUCGAUGGUGGCGGGAGCCACGGGAAGACUCCUCUUUGGCUAUGACAGCUUUGGCAACGUGUGUGGCAAGAAGAACUCCCCUGUAGAAGGGGCCCCUCUUUCAGGGCAGGACAUGACCCUGAAAAGACACGUAUUCUUUAUGAAUUCCUGCAACCCGGAAGUCAAGGACGUGAGGCUCAGUUCCACCAUCCUGUGCGUGUCGAGCUGUCCUGAAGAGCAGCUUGAUACCCUGGAAGAGGUCCAACUCUUUGCAGACAAGAAUGGGUCCUUCCUGUGUGUUUACAGUUUGAAUUCCAUCAACUACACCCAGAAUCCAAAUGCAGACUCAUUGUGUCCCAGGCUGCCCGUUCCUCCGAGCAAGUCUUUCCCCUUGUUUAACAGAUGCGUCCCUCAAACACCCGAGUGCUAUUCCUUGUUUGCAUCUGUUUUGAUAAAUGAUGUUGACACCCUCCAUCAAAUUCUAAGUGGAAUAAUGUCAGGAAGAGACACAAUCCUUGGUCUGUGUAUCCUCACAUUAGCCUUGUCUUUGGCCAUGAUGUUCACCUUCUGGUUCAUCACCACCCUUCUGGUUCACAUUUUCAUUGCACUGAUUAUUUCGGGACUGCUGUUUGUCUGUGGUGUCUUAUGGUGGCUGUAUUACGACUAUACCCAUGACCUCAGCAUAGAAUUGGACACAGAAAGGGAAAAUAUGAAGUGUUUGCUGGGGUUUGCUCUUGUAUCUACAGUAAUGACGGCAGUUCUGCUCAGCUUGAUUUUUGUCUUCAGAAAGAGAAUAAAAUUGACAGUCGAACUUUUCCAAGUUAUAAAUAAAGCCAUCAGCAACUCUCCAUUCCUGCUGUUCCAACCACUAUGGACUUUUGCCAUCCUCAUUUUCUUCUGGGUCCUCUGGGUGGCCGUGCUCCUGAGCCUGGGAACUGCAGGAGCUGCACAGGUUAUUGAAGGUGGCCAAGUGGAAUAUAAGCCUAUUUUAGGCAUUCGGUAUAUGUGGUGGUACCAUUUGAUUGGCCUCAUCUGGACUAGCGAAUUCAUCCUUGCGUGCCAGCAAAUGACUGUAGCCGGCGCACUUGUUACUUGCUAUUUCAACAGAAAUAAAAAUGACCCUCCUGAUCGCCCAAUCCUUUGGUCUCUCUCCACUCUUUUCUGCUACCAUCAAGGAACAGCCAUAAAAGGGUCAUUUUUAAUCACUGUGGCAAGGAUUCCAAGAACCAUUCUCAAGUACAUUUACAACACUCUGAAAGAUAAGCAUAAUGCAUGGUCGACACACAUGUUCAGAUGCUGCUUCUGCUGUUUCUGGUGUCUUGACAAAUGCCUAUGCCAUCUCAACCAGGAUGGCAUUUCAGCCUCACUGAGGUCCAGCUCAGGACUCCUCCAGACCCAUUUCCCACCACAAUCUCUCCUGGGCACUUCGGUCUCAUUCACUGCCUCCUGCUGCUGCCUCAGCCCCUGCCUAUCCCAGUUUUCUGCAGGGAACAGUCAACUUCACCAGCUAUGCGCCACUUCUAAUGCGUAUGCUGCAACUGCCAUCAAUGGGACAGAUUUUUGUACAUCAGCAAAAGAUGCGCUCAAACUCUUAUCCAAGAAUUCAAGUCAUUUCACAUCUGUUAACUGCUUUGGAGACUUCAUAAUUUUUCUAGGAAAGGUGUUGGUGAUGUGUCUCACUGUUUUUGGAGGACUGAUGGCAUUUAACUACAACCGUGCCCUCCAGGUGUGGGCAGUCCCUCUGCUGCUGGUUGCUUUUUUUGCCUACUUUGUAGCCCAUAGUUUCUUAUCUGUGUUUGAAACUGUGCUGGAUGCACUCUUCCUGUGUUUUGCUGUUGAUCUGGAAACAAAUGAUGGAUCGUCGGAAAAGCCCUACUUUAUGGACCAAGAGUUUUUGAGUUUUGUAAAAAGGAUCAACAAGUUAAAAGACACGAGGGCACAGGGGGAGGAGAACUCACUAAGGAACGAGGAGGGAACAGAACUCCAGCCCGUUGUGUGAUAGGUGCCCAUUAGAGUGUUGCCCCUGGAAAGUGUCCUUCUUCUAAGAGCCAUUCACAGAAUAAAUGGUUUCUCAUAUGCAAAAUGGAGAAAAUACCACCUACUUUGGAUUUAGGAGAGGAUUCAACAUAACCAAUGUAAAAAGCACAGCGUAAUGUGGGCACCCUGGAGAGUUACAUGUGAGUACCUAUUAUGACCACAUAUACUCUCCAGGCCAUCCAUUUCAGAAGCUCAUCACACAUUCAGCAGAACUUAUGCCGAGCAGUCCUUAAGGCCUGAAGUCUCAAAGAGCCAGCCACAAGUACAGUAACUCAUUUCUCCAUUUAUGCCAAGCAGACAGUCCAGGUUUAACUGGUAAAAAAGGAAACUUGAAUGGCUCCUAUACAAGACAAUGCCACAUGUGGCAGGACAUCUCAACUUUAGGUCACAAGGAGAAAGCUUUUUCAAACCUUAUCCCCCACUCCUGUUGGAUGUGAGCCCUGCCUGCUCUCCAGUGGUUAUGGGAACCUCCCUAUGAGGGGCUGAUCUAUUUUUAACAAGGAAAUACUUCCAUCUUGCAUGGUGUUAGAAUGCUGGCAUUCUCACCAUGCUAGAGCCCCACCUAACUCCUCCUUAGAACACCAGAUCAUUUUACCUACCAAGUUUCAGAGGCAUUAGAAGGAGCAAUUUACUUGGAUCUGGAGCAAGAAAUAAACUGGCUAUAAUAAACGUAUCUCUUUUCUUCUGGUUAGACGGAAAGACCAGCUGUUCUGACUGCCAACACACCAUACUUGUGUUCCUAUAGAAAGGUCCUCUGAUUCUUUUGCUUUCUCAGCAAAACCAACUUUCCUGAAGGAAUGUACUUUAUACCAUACAAAAAAUAUGUCCUUCGAACUCAGUUAAGUGUGGGAUGCCUGGGUGGCUCAGUUGGUUAAGCAUCCAACUUCAGCUUGGGUCAUGAUCUCACUGUUCCUGAGUUCAAGCCCCACAUCAGGCUUCCUGCUGUCAGCACAGAGCCCUAUGUCCCCCCCGCCUUGCUCCCUCUCUAAAAAUUAAACAUUAAAAAGAGAGUAAGUUAAGUGCUAAUUUAAAUGAUCCUUCUCUACUCUUUGCUCCAAGUAUAAAAAGGCACUGCUUACCUGGCUGGCUCCUUUGUUGGUGCCCAUCUGCAGACUAAUUGUGGUCUGGUCAAAAGGUUUGUCAGUUUGCAUUUUGGGAUCAUAAAGAUGCCUCCUGGUCCCAUAGGCCGUCAUACCUGCCUGGCUGGCGCACUUGUUGGUUCCCAUCU